AUCGAUGUUACGUUUCAGCGCACACUGCAGAGUCUUUAGCCGGAACAAUACAUUGAUACUGAUCGCUUUCAUAUGGGCGGCAUCAAUAUUUCCACCACUUUAUCUAUUUGGAUAUCUAGAUUGUAAGUUCAUUUACCGCGACGAUAUCUUCGCAUUAGUGUUCCUCGAAAACAAGACUUGCGACGUCAUUUCGUGGUAUCUUGACGCACUCAAAAGUUUAAUUGUUGUAUCUAUAAUAACAGUGGUUGAUUUUAUAACAGUCGUGAUCGUGAGAAGCAGAGUUAAAGCGCAAACACAAGGAGCAUCUCGUACGGGAACGAGUUUAAACGAAAUUAAUCUUUUAAAACAGGCAAUCGCAAGGGGGCUUCUUUUUGUAACCGAGCUCUUCUCCUAUUUCUGCUUGGCGUCAAGAUUCGAGAACAGAUGGGCAGUCUGGGCUUUUUCAACAGUUGCUUGGAAUAUUUUACAUUUAUGUGAUCCCAUAGUGGUCAUUACAUUCAACAAAGAGUUCCGAAAGCUAAUUGUAUCGUUCCACAUGAAAAUGACCAAAUGCAGCACGAUUUCGUCAUCAGCUACAGCAUAUGACUACACUGCGAAUCCAAAUUACAAACCAACAUACAACUAUGGUCCUAGACGAAGCGCACCCACUAUCAUUCUUUCAUAAUCAUUGUGAAUUUCAAGUAUGGUUUAAAAAUUUGCAGC
This is a messenger RNA of Cylicocyclus nassatus, 702 nucleotides long. Lineage: Eukaryota; Metazoa; Nematoda; Chromadorea; Rhabditida; Strongylidae. The record is from the annotation of a GenBank genome assembly.